AUGGCUUACGCAACGGACAAUGGGCGCGACUCAAGUUCAAUGAGAAGUGGCGGCGGGUCCACGGACCAAACCCUGUCAUCAGCCGUGACAAGGCCCCCUGCGCAAACCUCCAUGUCGACACUCACCGCCUCCUCCUCGUCGAACUAUUCCUCUAGCGUGUCGAGCGGCAGCCAAAAUCAGGGUGGGGGUAUCCCUGGCACACCCAUGAGCAGACGCUCAGGCGGAUGGGACCGGCACACGCUUUCUCCGGCAGCGGCUGCAAGGGCCAGGUUUGAUGAUCCUAUGAUUGAAGACCAUGUCGUUGAUCAGCCAAGCAGUCUACGGCCCCAGGAGGAUCUAGAUGACUCUUCUGAUUCUUCAGAUGAAUACAUGACGAGUUACAAACCUUUGGAACGGAAAUCCACCAAGGCCAGCGGGUCACGCUCCAAACGUUUCUUUCAAUCUUUCGUCAAGAAGUUGACCAAAUCCUCUGUUCGUCCGUUUCCCCCUCCCCCGGUUCUGACAAGCCAUUGGCAUCCGAGAAUUAAUCAAACAAUUCACAGGUUACGGCUUGGUGCCAAACAGCCCGUCAUUCAGCACACCAUCAUCAUCGAUGUCUUCAGAGGGCGGCUUCACUUAGCACCUAUCUCAUCAAAGCCGAGACGGGUUCUUGAUGUCGGCACUGGCCCUGGAACAUGGGCAUUGCCGGCUGCUACCAGAUCCAACUGUAGCUUUAUGACAGUGGAUAUUACGCAUGAUUGGGACUUCACCGACGGCGGUAACUUCGAUUUUAUUCACAUUCGACAACUUGGUGAUAUUCAGGAUAAAAAGAAAUUACUCCAAUCGGCUUUCGACAAUCUGAAGCCUGGAGGAUGGGUCGAACUCACGGAAUGGAUCGCAAUUCUACAGUCACCAAAUCAUUCAUUGGACGGCACCGCAUUCCGCAGAUGGAAUGAUCUGCUGGAGCAAGGAAUGCGCACUUUUGGUACAACGCUGUACUACCCGAAUCAUUUCAAGCCAUUGCUACAGGAAACUGGCUUUGAUCACAUCAUUGAGACCAGAAACGGCGCGACGUCAAAUGCGUGCUAUCCUGGGAAAAAGUUGCAACGCAUAGGCCAUCUAAUGACGCAGAACUGGCUGAUGAUUCUUGAGCCAUUAACAAUGCCUGUUUUUACGCAAGCGUUGGGCUGGACUCCGGAUGAAGUCAAGUCGUUUCUGGUCGAUGUGCGGAAAGAGAUUCCCAACACAAAAUACCAUUCCUUCAUGACGCUAAUAACGUUUUGUGCCCAAAAGCCGUUAAAUAGUUCAUCCACGUCGGCAAAAUCGACCUCAGCCUCAGCCUCCGCAUCCGAAUCUUCUCUUCCCACGAUAAAGUAG
Molecule: messenger RNA, 1356 nt
Organism: Ilyonectria robusta
Lineage: Eukaryota; Fungi; Ascomycota; Sordariomycetes; Hypocreales; Nectriaceae
Product: S-adenosyl-L-methionine-dependent methyltransferase
Exons: 6
Coding region: 1-1356 (451 amino acids)
Molecular function (GO): methyltransferase activity
Source: RefSeq, a predicted model, not a curated record